Messenger RNA from Danio rerio (zebrafish), 2596 nucleotides. The record is from RefSeq and is a predicted model, not a curated record. NCBI's taxonomy places the organism in Eukaryota, Metazoa, Chordata, Actinopteri, Cypriniformes, Danionidae.
UGUGGUGUGUUUGUGGCAUGUUUGUGGCGUGUUUGAGGCGUGUUUGAGGCAUGUGUUGUGGUGUGUUUGUGGCGUGUUUGUGGCAUGUUUGAGGCAUGUUUGAGGCAUGUGUUGUGGUGUGUCUGUGGCGUGUUUGUGGCAUGGUUGAGGCAUGUGUUGUGGUGUGUUUGUGGCAUGUCUUCUCCCAGUGAGUGCAGUGACGUGUCUCCCGCUGUGUCCUCAUAUAAGCCCUGUCCCACUGGGUUCGAGAUCUCCUUUCUGACUGUUGGCGGUGCUGAAGGCAGAGAAAUGCCGGAUCUGCUCAAUAUAAAGAGUUCCGGCUGUUUAGCCGUGUGUAUAUGAAGCUCCUCCGCGUGUCCAUCUGCUGCUGAUCUCCAGUUCUGUCACUGAAAGGGUUUCAUUACUGCACAUCUGCCCGCCGUGUGUUUCAGAAACAUCUGUAAUCUUUGUGCAGAGACUGUGUCUUCGGCACUAAAGAUGGAUCUGCUGAUGCUGAAGGAGGCCCUGAGGAGCAGGUGGAGGAGCGGGUGGAGGAGUCCGUCCACACACACCAGCGCCCCCUACAGCACCAUCACAUCACUGCACUAUGAACACACACACACACACAUGUUCAUUAUUCAGGCUUAACGCUUCCUCACAGGCCUCUUGCUCUUUGUGCUGCUGUAGAAAUAAAGAGUGAAUCCCAGUGUUUGUGUCUGACAGAGUCGUGUGGUCAUCGCUGACCCGUGAGGCAUUAAAUGAGUUCUGUCUUGUUUUAUUCCUGUAAAACAGAUUGAGAUGUAGAAUUAAAGCCUCUCUUCAUUAGGAGCCAACCGCCGGUGUCUGAGUCUUCUGUGUGUGAUGAUGUAUAAUCUCCAACACUGCACAAACACAGCUGUAAUGGGAUAACACACACUCUUCUACACUGGUGCUGAGCUCCAUAAGCCGUCUCUGUGCGGUUCUGGGUUCACUGAGCCGCUGUGUAGUGUGUUUCAUGCGAAUAUAAGUCCAGUGUGUGUGUGUGUGUGUCAGGAUCAGUGUGUGUCUGUUCUCUGGGUCCAUGAUUAGCCAUAACAGACUGUAAGCCUCCUCAAAGCUGGAUAAUAUCAGCUGAUUGAUAAAGCCGCUGACCUUGAGAGUCUCAGCCAAUCAGACGCGAGCAUCAGUGAGUGUGCACCUGAGCGACGGGCGUGAGCCGCUAAACUCCAUCAGCCGAGCAGGACUGCAUGCGCACGGAUUAGCGAUGUCCGCUCCGCGCGAGCCGCCGCCUCUGCUGCCCCCUGCAGGUGAGGAGGAGCAGGUGUACUUCCAGAGCUACGUCCCGCCGGCCAGAGAUGCCAUCCACCUGCCCAUACACGUCUUCUACAUGAUCCUGGCCUCCAUCAUCAUCGUGGCCACGCUCUACGCCAUCAUCGGACACCUCAUCAAAGACCUGAUGCACGACCUAGCAGAUUACCUGUUCGGCCUGCAGCCGGAGGAGAUCCACAUCAACCUGUGUGAGACCAGAGAUAAGUUCAUGGCGGACUGGUGUCCGGAGACGAGCCCGGAGCUGGAGGCGCUGGCCCGCGCUGAGGAGAUCCAGGUGGUGAUGGAGGGCGGCCGGUUCACCCCCGCCAUCUGGGUCAUUUCAGACGGCAUCGAGCCCCGGGCGCCGCGGUCCAGUCCACGGGUGGCAUUCGGGAAGAACGUGUAGAGCAGCCGCGCUGACCAGUGUACUCCAGUACAGUCCAGGACUGGUCCAGGACACAGUGCACUGGUUAAGCUGCGGAGCCCCUGCUGGUCUCUGCCGGUACUGCACCUGUCCAGAAGCAUCAGCAUCAUUACAUUAGCAGAUACUGGAGUCAUCUCUCUAACACUGGAGACGUUCAUCCUACACGGCAGCUCUCCGGCUUCAGGCAUCAGUGUGUCACUGUGUUUGUUUGAUUGCUAAAUGUUAGCUUAUAGCAGGAGUCGGGAACCCUUUUUCAGCAAAGAGCCAUUUCUGUGUUCUUUUAGCAAAUGCAUUUUUAAAGAGCCAUUUAGAUGUGUUCACAGCGGAGGUCAGACUUAUCUCAUCCCCCCCCUGUUUAUUUUUCCCCAUUUUCUGUUUAUCAGAGAGCAGAUUUCUCCAGCACAUCUCUUGCCUAAUUACCCUAACCUGCUUAGCUAACCUGAUUACCUUAGGUAAUCAUUAUGUCAUCAUGACAAAGAGAAAAUAAAUCAGUGAUUAGAGAUGAAUUAUUAACACUGUUAUGAUUAACGAUGGUUUGUUCUGGAGACUAUCGAGAAAAUAAACAGCUUAAAGGGGCAAAUAUUGACCUUCAAAUGGUGCUUAAACAAUGAAAAACUGCUUUUAUUCUAGCAAAAUUAAACAAAAUCAGACUUUCUCCAGAAGAUCAGACAUUAUCAGACACACUGUGAACAUUUCCUCAAUCUGUUCAACAUCAUCUGGGGAAUAUUUAAAAUAAAUAAACUCAAAGAGAGGCGAAUAAUUCUGAUUUCAACAGUGUCUGAAAAUGCCUCUUUAAAAUGCAUUUGCUACAGCAUUACUAUGCAUUACUAAAUAUAUUAUAGUAUUACUGCUAAUAUAUUACUGUUAUUAUUAGUGUAAAUAAAACAGGUUUUAUCAAAACCUUAA